Messenger RNA from Acaromyces ingoldii, 1304 nucleotides. RefSeq lists its product as hypothetical. The record is from RefSeq and is a predicted model, not a curated record. The transcript is spliced from 3 exons. Bases 179 to 1162 code for a protein of 327 amino acids. Lineage: Eukaryota; Fungi; Basidiomycota; Exobasidiomycetes; Exobasidiales; Cryptobasidiaceae.
AAGUCGAAGGAAAGAAACCAAAAAAAAGCGUCAUGUUGCUUUUUUAAAUCACCGAAAGGGCACAGCCUGCGCGCCCUUAUGCAAAACGCUCGGCGGCGGACAGCUGCAGUGGAGGACCGGCAACGUCAACCUCCUCUUGGACACCAACCACCAACGACGCACGCGCCGUGAUUGAAAGAUGUCGUAUCCAUUUGCAGGCAACCAUUAUGCGCAGCAGUCGGCGCAGGCGAACCCAUAUGGCGGGACGAGUGCUGCGUACUUUCACAGCGAGCCUGCGCACGAUGGGCCGAGCUACGAAUACGAGCCAAGCAUGGUCGCGCGAGAUGCUGCUCGGCGUGACGCCUCGACGGUGGACGCAGACAGGAGCCCCGUGAUCGAGGAUGAGAAGUACGCAUCGAGGGACGAGCUGGGGUCGCAGCCGCCACCGAUGCUGGCGAGCAAUCUGGGCAACAACGAUCCGUACGCCAAGGAGAGCUACGGAGUGCCGUAUGCGGGCAACAGCAUCUGGAGGCCAGAGGACAAGCGGGUCAUGGCGGCCAGGAGCACGCCCGUCAAGAUCCUCCGGUCGCUCUGCUGCGUUCUGGUGCACACGGCCAUUGUCAUCAUCAGCAUCGUCUGCCUCGUCGUCAUCUUUGCUCGGCCGCUCAACGUCGGCAUCAAGAAUGUUGUGACGCCCACCGCGGACUCGGUCGCCGUCACGGGCACGACGCUGUCGAUCAAUGGCUCUGUAGACUUCAUCGUGUCGAACCCCAACUCGAUUUCGGCCAAGCUGGGCCACCUGACGGCCAAGAUUUACGAGUCGGCGGACAAGAGCCAGGACAUUGGACGGGGAGAAAUCACAAACCAGAAGAUCGAGGCCCACCAGAACACGACGGUGCAUUUCCCCUACCAAAUUCGCUACGAUCCGUCCAAAGACUCGAGCAAAGAGAUUCUGAAGGACCUUGCGACAAAGUGUGUAGGCAACCAGGACCUCGAUCUCACCCUGAACAUCGAUGCCUCGUUGACGAUCCUCAGCGUGCCGAUUCCCAUCAACUUUGCCCAUGACAUCAGCUUCCCCUGUCCCAUCGAUGCGUCGGUGCUGCAGCAGAUCGGAGGUGGCGAUCUGCUCCAGGUGGCCUCAGGCCUUGGGCGGCGCUGGUUGCAUGCCCUGGAUGACUUCUGAUCUGACGCGAUUACUAUCAACACACGGACUUUUUAUCUCUCUCUGUUCUCAUCUCGCUCUCUCUCGCCCACUGGAGGAUGCUGUGCCGGUCUCUCCAUCUCAUUAGCUGUAUAGAAGAUCAUAUUUGCCCAAGAAAUCGGCG